Molecule: messenger RNA, 4218 nt
Organism: Cladocopium goreaui
Lineage: Eukaryota; Dinophyceae; Suessiales; Symbiodiniaceae
Source: the annotation of a GenBank genome assembly
AUGGCGCACUUCUCAUUGGAGCGUGUGUUAUCUCCUGUGCCGACGUCUGCAUUUCCAGCUGUAUCAGAAAUUCUUUCCUCGAUACCCUCGCACCUGUGCCCUCCAUUCUUGCAGAAAGUGCUGGAAACAAAGCAUGAAGUGAAUCUAAGCCUGAAGCAAGUGGAGAACGUUUUGUGGAAAAUCGAAACCUUCUUGCCCUGCAUGGUGAGUGUGUCUCAUCCGUUGGGACAAAACCCGUUCCAGUUAAAGAAGUACCAGGAGCUUGUCCCAGACGUUCCCACCGUCUGCGUGCCGUCUCUGGUAACGUCAUGCGCUUGCUGUGGCGGUGCCUUAGAGGACAAGGCAGGUAGAUCUUCUUCCCGCUUAGUGAACAAUUUGCGUGGAAGUGAUGAGAUGGACAAUCGUUUCCUGAUUUUCACUCAAGCAGCUGGUGUUCUCUUUGCGGAGUUCAAGGUCGUCCCUCGUUAUCGAAGCUUCUUCGCCGUUGAAAUCGGCUUGCUGCAUUCAAUCACAGAUGAAAUUGCCCAUAGCGGCGCGACCUUUUCCUCUGCUGUGCUGCGAUGGGUGAAGCAACACCCAGAAGAGGGCCAAGUUCGACUGCUGCAAGGAAAGGACCUGACCAUGCUAGAGCGUUGCCGCAAACGGUUAGAAGAGGACUUAGAUGGCUUUGAGGCUUCCUUGUCCCAAGUUCUACCUCAUUUGCGGAAGCAAAGGCUGAACAAAGUUGCGGAGCACAUCCACAGCUGCCCCAUAUGUCAGCAAUGUGUGUGGAUUUUGUUGGAUGGAAAGCAGGGUGCUCGGCGAUUCAUCUGCGCCGGUCUAGAGGGUCAUCGAACAUUUGCAGAUCUAGGGGUGUCAAUUUACACUGGAUGCAUGAAUCACGCUGGGCCCAACGAUGUCUUUUGCAAGCGUUGUCGCCCAAGCAGUUUGCUGCAGAGCGCUUUGAUUCCACAAGAAAAAGUGCUACAAGUCGAAACUUGUCCAUCUGAAGACGGUUUGUCAGUGGAGACUUGGUACUUGGUCCGUUGCAAGUGUCCACAGAAUGGCAUCUUCGAAGCACCUUUGCCCCGCAAGGAAGUGCGCGCAGAUCUACUGGCAGAGUUCGAGAAAGGGGCCUUGCCAAAAAAGCGAGAUCAUGGUAACCUGCGUACUCAAUUUCGCUGGCUGAAGAGUGCUCGCAUGGUUCGUCAAGCUGCCUUGAAGCGCGCUGGGCCAUGCAAGCCAGCGCGCCGUGGAAGAGCCAGCAAGAAGGAGGAGGUCAAAAAGCUUCCGGGCGGAUGGCUGUCGCAGGCGUAUGUCGCAUUCCUCCGCGACACUGACAAGUCUACAGAUGGCAGUGAGCUUGCUGAGUGCGGUAUUGAUAAGGAGAAGAAAACUUUGAAGCGCAGGCGAUGCACAGGUGGCAUUUUAACUGCUACCCUUUCCUGUGGUCAGCUGGUGGAUUGGCUAGAAUUACCUCGUGGAGAAGCCCUCGAUGUAGUGUACACCUUUGUUCUGGAUGUGAUUAAAGAGCUCUCGACCCGGCAAGUGCAGGUGAAGUGCGUAGGGUAUGACAACGCCUGUCGGCUCCUUGCAAUGGCUGAGCGUUGUGAGAAUUUGUGCAGCCCAUGGACCAACAAAGUGACGGAGUGUCGAAUUGUCUUGGAUAGGUUCCACAAGGGAAACCACUCUUGGUGUCUUCGUCAUCGCCCGCAGGUGGAUCCAGAUCAUCCAGACAACAUUCCUUUGCUGCAGUUUCGCAACUCGGAGAGCUGUGAGCAGUUGAACGCAUGGAUCUCUGGUCGCACUGCUGCUGCCUUGAACUUGACAGGCCGUAGUAAAAAGGAUGCGGCGGAAGACCGCGAUCCUGGAAUGUGCAAAGCAGACCUCUUGCUGGCAUACCAACUCAUGGAUACAACCAAUCCAUUCCCUUCGGCCUCUGUAGGUGCGAGGCAACCUCUGGCUUGGAAGGUUUGCUGCGCGUUGGCCCAAGCAGCUUCCUUGCAUCCUGGGUGCAUGUUUGUGCACAUGUUGUGCUUGGUGGCUCUGACUCUCAAUGCGGUGCAGGUGAAAUACACUGGCUUGCUGGGAAAAUUCUGCAAUUUGAUGGUCUUGCAACAUGGUCCGCCGGGGGACGGCAAGAGCAUAGCGCUGUGGCUAGAUCUUCACAUCCUGAGAGACAAGCGGGCGCAGGCGAAGUACAAGGCAGAAUAUGAAGUGUGGCGGAGUUCUGGCUCAGGGCCAGUAGAAGAACCGACAAAGCCUCCACCUCAAGAUAGCAUUGUGAAUCGCAUGACUUGGGUGGGUUUGGGCCAACACAUGCACCAACAAGAUGGCUGCGCCAUCUUAGCUCUGCACGAAGGACGUACGUUCCUCCAGCACACAUUCGAAGGAUCUGUGGGUGGCGGCAUCGAAGAAUUGAACCAGCUAAGCGAUCAUGACUGCUAUAAGAACACCAUUUCUUCACAAAGCGGCAGAUACUGGGUUAAAAACCCGCAUCUCAUUGCAUUGGUGAUGAUGCACUGUGAAGAAAUAGCGCAGCAAGCUUCCCAAGAAGAUUCUGUGGCUGGCCUGUCCCGUUUUCUGCUGGCCAAAUUCCCGUGUCGUGUGUUGAAGAUCCGCGACCCGCAGUCCGCAGAGCAAGCGCAGAAUGAGCUGGAUGAGUGUUUCAAUUCUUUGGGCUAUGAUCAGGUGGUGUCAGCUAUGGCACACGUGCUCACAAUCAGCAAGUUGCUCUUCCCGCACAAUGAAGCACGCGAUGAUGAUGCAGAGCACCGCUGCUUCUCACAUGUGAGUGGCUUACACACCAUGCCAUUCGCUGCGUCAGUGAAACAGCAGUUCAUCAACACUUUUAACAAGUACGUUGACAAGGUGCGCGCUGACCAGAAAGUGUUGGGUGGUCAGAGCAGCCGGCUGAACAAGGAGAAGACCAGGGCCUUGCGGUUCAUCGCUCCUUUAGAUGUCUUUGAAAAGGUGAUCGCUUGGCUUUUGCAGAAGGAUGGGCACAGGCUGACAGAGGGGCAGGACACUGAGCUCAGCGGCGAAGAGAUCAUCCGGUCUCUGGCGCAUGUGAGAAGCUCAGUGCAUAUUGAAUGUGACGUGACUGGAAAGUUCACAGCAGGAUGUUCUCAGAAUGUGAGGGUGAACAUAGAGCAAGUUGCCACUGUUUUCAAGCCCUCACAGAUCCAUCCUUCCGCGACGACGGAAGCUGUGGAGACGGCAGUGGAGCUUGGCAAGUGGUUCCACGCGAGUUUCCAGAACACUGUUGGGGCUCGUGCGUUGGUGAGCGAGUUCAAGACUGAGCGCAGCAACAUGAUUCUCUUACCUCGUCCUUGCGUGAAAGAAGCUGCCGGCCUCAUUUCGCAUGCUUUCGCCUUGAAUGCAGAGCACACCGCGGCACAAGUGCGGGCCAGACUUCUAGACCUUUUGAUUUUAGCGAUGAUGGGUUUCGUCGUCAUGGGCUGCGGCCGCUACGCUCUAGUUGGGUAUGCCGAGGAUGACGAGGAUUUUGUCAUUUGCUGCAACAGGCUCACCAGUUGGGAUGCUGAAGCUGAUCUUGCUGCUGUCCGGUCUUGGGUACCAAUCAGUGGAGCAGAGAAGCCGAAGCUGGACCAGGAUGCAUGUGAUGAUGCCAUAUCGUGCAUCCACCGUCUUCUGCGGGGGGAAGCUGCAAAUGUGGACGGAUGUCGAGAUGUGUUCAUGGUGGAUCCUCUCGUGCCUACGCAAGCGUGUCCGGCGCCAGAGACGGCAGUUCCCUUGACGCAGGAGGCUGUGGACGAUCAGGCCCCGCCAGCAAAGAGGUUGCGGCGAGAGAAAGACUUGUGUCGCGAUGACUUCUCCACCAAUAUUCCUUUGGCAAAGAACAUACUUCUGUACCUACUGAAGUCAGCAGCCUCAAGGGUGACUGUGCGGGUGAUACUGGAUGUCACAAAGCUGAGGCAGUGUGCUCAGGCAGAGGAAUUGGAAGCGAUGGCUCGCAAUGUGUUUCGCUUGGGAGCUGAGGCAGGGUUGGCUUCCUUAGGCCCUCAAGGUGGCACCUGGACUGGCGUAAAGCCGCCUCCUGAGCAUGAAGCCGCAGUUGUGACACUUCUGCGAGAGCUGUUUGAGAAUAACAUGCAGGGGGUGGAACCAGCUAUAAGGCAUAAGGCUGAGGGCAUGCUGGUUUUGUCGCAGCAGCGCAGCAAGUGCAUGGGAAACGCCGCUUUGUGUUGCGAUGGUGGAGCGCUGACAAAGGCGUAA